AUGGCUUCAUCUUUAGUGAAAGCAAGAUUCUUCUACCCCCACGAGACCGCCCGUCAUGCUGCGACCAUUCUCGGGUUCCCAUCUAGAGUCUCCAUCGCUUCCGCGUACUACGAAAGCGCCUGUGUCGACAUUGCUAAUUUGGCAUCUGUAAUUUCGGCCCAUGAACCAGUUCGACUAUAUGCACGACCCGAAGAUAUCCAGAAAGCAAAGUCAAUGGCCCUGUCUAUUGAAUGGGGGAGGAAACAUGACCUUGACGCCCACGACCGGGCUUCAGAUGGGCUUGAUUGGCCUGUGAUGGCACCUGAACAGAUUGAAGAAAACGGAAGCUUUGCCCGUAGGGUUAUCGAAUCCGAUGUUCUCCCAUCUCCGGUGACUCUAGUGGAAUCACCGAUCCGUUUGGAAGGUGGUGCACUAGCUGUGGAUGGCGAAGGCACACUUCUGGCCACUGAAAGCAGCAUCAUCAAUGAAAAUCGCAACCCGGGUCUUUCGAAGACCACGAUUGAAGCAGAACUGCGUCUCAACUUUGUCCGGCCCGGGGUUGUUGUCCUCUCACGGCCCCAUUCUAGCGUGCCUAAGGCCUGGGUAAAGAUCUAUGAAGAGAUCAGGGGCAUUUUGGGCCAGUCGGUCGAUGCGAAGGGUCGACCUUUUGAGGUUCACAUAGUGGAUGAGCCGAACCCCAAGAUCUUCGGGGUCUUGUCUUACGACGAACCAGCCACAAACUAUGUGAAUUUUUAUUUCGUCAAUGGGGGGCUUAUACUUCCUCAGUUCGGCGAUAGCCGGCGAGAUCAAGAGGCCCUAGUGCUGUUUCAAAAGCUGUGCCCUGAUCGCGUGGUUCGGCCAGUGUUUUUGUCUGCGCUUCCAUUGGCUGGGGGCGUGAUUCACUGCGCAACCCAACCAGUACUUUUCGUGGGUGAAUGA
Molecule: messenger RNA, 918 nt
Organism: Penicillium expansum
Lineage: Eukaryota; Fungi; Ascomycota; Eurotiomycetes; Eurotiales; Aspergillaceae
Product: agmatine deiminase family protein
Exons: 4
Coding region: 1-918 (305 amino acids)
Biological process (GO): putrescine biosynthetic process
Molecular function (GO): protein-arginine deiminase activity; agmatine deiminase activity
Source: RefSeq, a predicted model, not a curated record